Molecule: messenger RNA, 1596 nt
Organism: Hordeum vulgare subsp. vulgare (domesticated barley)
Lineage: Eukaryota; Viridiplantae; Streptophyta; Magnoliopsida; Poales; Poaceae
Product: pathogen-associated molecular patterns-induced protein A70-like
Exons: 2
Coding region: 1-1104 (367 amino acids)
Source: RefSeq, a predicted model, not a curated record
AUGGCCGACGCGAUGUGCAGUGUUGCAUUGCAGCCGGCUGCCUGCAUUGAAUUGAGCUUAUGGGCCUGGGGAUCUCCAACCUGGCACGGUCCAUGUUACGGCAGGGAAGCUCAGUCCCGCACGAGGAGGCGGCACUCUUGUACACACGGUUUCUCCCUCCCGAGCAAGCAUUCCCGCUCCACCACCGCCGGGCGCCGGCCUCCGCGCGCCGCGUGGCCUCCGACCUCUCCUCAUCGUAUAUUUAUCACCACCGUGCCGAGCAGCCAAGCACGCAAGCGAAACAUCAACACCGGCCCAACGACACACCGACGUCUCCUACCUGGCUUGGCUACCAGUUCGCCCGUCUCCUCACCGGUCCUCGACUCGAUCACCUACAUGGACGCCCCGGACGUGACUCCGGCGUGGUCGCUGGUCCGCGGCUACUUCUCCCCGGCGACGCUCUUCCUCCUGCUCAACGUCGUCAUCGGCACCAUCGCGCUCACCUCCCGCUCCCGCUCCCGCUCCCACCGCCGCCACGACCACCACCACGGCGACGACGACGACCGCCACCACCAGCAGAAGGACCACGGCCACCAGUACGCUCCUCCCCCGCCUCCGGCCCCGCUGGCGCGCACGUCAUCCGUGAUGGAGCGCCUGCGCUCCCUCGGCCUCUACCGCUUCCGCUCCGGCGACUUCCCUCCCGAGUACAACUACAGCCACCCCGCCGCCGGCGACACCGGCGACGACGACGGGAGCAGCACCAAGCAGCAGUACAGCAGGAGCCGGUCCGAGCCGGCCGCGAGGAAGCCGGCGAGCAAGACGGGCAACGAGGCGGAGAAGGCGGCCAGGGCGAAGGUGGCGACCAAGAAGCCGGUCACGGCCGAGGUAAGGAGGCUGGAGCGCGCCCCGGUGCCGGCGCCGGCGCGGCUGGUGCAGCGCGCGCCGAGGGCUCCCGCGGCUCGCGCGGUGCUGACGGAGGCGAGGCGGCCGGACGCGGGGGCGCCGGAGGCCGCGUGCGUGGACGAGAGGGCGGACGACUUCAUCAACAAGUUCCGGCAGCAGCUGCAGCUGCAGAGGCUCAACUCGCUGCUCAACUACAAGGAGAUGCUCAACCGCGGCGCGUAGCAGAUGCAGACCAGCACGGGGUUCAACACUUCGAUUAGCUAGUGUACGAGAUCGGUGCUGUUUUCAUUGGAUUUGGAUUGGUGUGUAGCUGUGCCGCGUAUGAGAUGCUGCAGGUUGAUUUGGAUCCUGCUAACGUUACAGAAGACACUAGCUUCCGUUUCCUCUCUUAGAUCCGUUCCUCCGGUUAAUCAAAACAAUAGUAAUACGCAUACGUGAGGCGUGGGAGAAGAGCAAAGAAUCCAACUGUUCCAGCCUGUUUGUGUGAUUUCCUUCAUACGACCACAAGCUUUCGAUCAACACGCCAGUUCGCAUAUUUCGAAAAGCAAAACGUUAAGAAAUAGGACAUCUUGCAAAAAGGAGCCUCUGGAUGAGGGACCAAAAGAAGCCCGCCUGUAGUAUUUGCCAACUCUUUGUAUAACUAGCCAAGAUUCCAUCAUCCCACUAGUGGGAAAACUACAACAAUUAUUGAGCAGGCUUUUUCUUUUUUGAAAA